CGAGCGGACAGCGCAUUGUAGACUAUGGCCAUGUGGUCUUCGGCAGUCGUUCUGGCUUUGAUAACCAGAUACAAAGCAGAUCUGGAGGGGUGCCCGCAGUCCAGAAUAGAAUCGCUCAACGCACGGCUGUCGCAGCUGGGCAGCCAGCACAGCAACAAUUUUCCGCCCAAUCGCCAGCUCCAGCUCAAGCUCAGGCUCCGUCUGCACCUGCAUCUGCAUCUGUAACUCCUGGCGUAACAGUUCUUGGCAUCGAUGGUUCAACCGGCAAAUCAGCUGCUGGUCAAUCGAGAGGCUCGUCGGGUCCAGCACGUCCGCCGGCGCAGUUCAAUUACCGUGAACGCUUCAGCUCCACACUCUUUCAGCCUAUCUCGCGUAGCAAUAUAAACCGCAAUGUCGUCUACUCACCUUCCUCGGUGCACGGUAUCUUGGGCAUGCUCUUCGGCGUCUCCAGUGGAGAAACUGCCACCGAACUUCGACUGGCUGGCCAAUUUGAACAAGAUCAACUGAGCGUGGCUAAGGACUUUCAGCGAGUAAAUAAUCUGGAGCGCGAGCUGCAGAAUGCUCAACUAAUUGUGGCCAACAAGCUGUUCUUCAAUCAUGAACUAGCUGUGGUCAAUCCCGAUUAUGCACGCUACGCUCGUGAGUUCUAUAACUCGGAGAGAACGGUCAACAUGAAGCGUUCAAGCAAUACCGCUGCCAGAAUUAAUGCCUGGUCAGCAGAUGCCACACGCAACAUUAUACGCGAGCUGGUCACCCCGAACGAUAUUGAUGAUGAGACACAAGCAUUGCUGGUCAAUGCCAUUUACUUCAAAGCACGUUGGGCAAACGAGUUUUCAGCUAUGGAUACAACGCCGGAGAAGUUCCGUGUCAAUAGCAACAAGGCCAUCACAGUGCCCAUGAUGUACAACGACGAUGUGUUUGCCUAUGCCGAACUACCAGAGCUAGAUGCCGUAGCGCUCGAGUUACCCUAUGCCGGCACUCAGGUGUCAAUGCUAUUCAUACUUCCGAACCAGGUGGAUGGUCUCUCACAGCUGGAACGGCAACUGCAACGUGUAGAUCUCAAUCAGAUUGCGGCACGCCUACGUCGAGAAAUGGUUGCAGUGCGAAUACCGAAAUUCCGCAUUGAAUUCGAACAGGAUAUGACGCGUCCGCUGCAGGAGUUGGGCGUGCGUCGCAUGUUCACUGCCAACUCGCAGGUAGAUGCCAUGCUAAUGCGUCCUGUAAAGGUGUCAAAGAUACUGCAAAAGGCCUUCAUUGAUGUCAACGAGGCGGGCUCCGAGGCAGCAGCCGCCACCUUUGCCAAAUUUGUGCCCUUGCUGCUGCCAAUGAAUCACGCGAAUUUACUUACUGCCUGUCAUCCGUUCCUGUUUGCCAUAUACGCACACCUGACUCGGUGUCUCUUUAUUGGGCAUGUGGUCCAGCCGCCACAGGUGAACGCGAGACAGUAG
Drosophila hydei is the source of this 1448-nucleotide messenger RNA. Its product is annotated as alaserpin-like. NCBI's taxonomy places the organism in Eukaryota, Metazoa, Arthropoda, Insecta, Diptera, Drosophilidae. Gene Ontology annotation, molecular function: serine-type endopeptidase inhibitor activity. The record is from RefSeq and is a predicted model, not a curated record.